GGCAAAGGUGGAGGCUUGGCUCGUCGCCACGGCACUGCUCAGAAGAAACUUGUGCGGUGGCAACUUUGACAAACACUGUUAAAUGUCUGUCACAUAGCUUAAAUAUUUUAAAGUAUAUGGUGGACGGGAACUCUCCCAAUGUGUGACGAGGGCGAGGAAAGCGACAGCGGCGAGAGGGGGCACCUUUCCGAGUCUCCCUCCUCGCCUCUCUCUCUCAGACUUCCCCGAGGAUCUCCCUCCUCUCCGCGGCCCCUAGACCUGUUCUCCUCCGCCUCUCCGCUGCUUGGGGACACCGACCCACCUUACCUCGCCUCUCCGGAGUGUCUUCACCCGUCUCCAGAGUACCAGGAAACCGGGGGUUCCACACACUUUACGCCGCCAAAGUUCCCCCAGCGCACCGGGGACACCGGCUCGCCGUUUCUCUCGCGGCCGGGUAUACACAUAGAUGCGGUCUACGACCAGUACGAUGACCCGUUUCCCAAGUGGAGGGGACGUGGAGCGGCCAACGCUGAGCGCUUUCAGCACCGCGGACAGAGACUGCACCGGGCUCCGGAGCUCUCGGACUAUGGGAACCACUACACUGUUGAGCACAUAGACACCGAGUUCAACUCCGAAACCCGGCAAACGGUGGAAGCCAUGCAUCGCCGCCACACAACGUUGAGGGAGAAGGGGCGUCGCCAGGCAGUGCGGGGCCCAGCCUAUAUGUUCAACGAGCGUGGCUCGGCCCUCACUGCAGAGGAGGAGCGUUUUCUGGAUGCUGCUGAAUACGGAAACAUUCCUGUGGUCCGCAAGAUGCUGGAAGAGUCCAAAACCCUUAACUUUAAUUGUGUGGACUACAUGGGCCAGAAUGCUUUGCAGCUCGCAGUGGGUAACGAGCACCUAGAAGUUACUGAGCUGCUGCUAAAGAAAGAUGGUUUGGCUAGGAUUGGUGAUGGCCUCCUUUUGGCCAUCUCAAAAGGUUAUGUUAGAAUCGUUGAAGCCAUUCUCGCCCAUCCUGCUUUUGGUGGAGGUCUGCGGCUGGCUUUGAGCACUUUGGAGCAAGAGAUGCGUGAUGAUGACUUUUACGCCUACGAUGAAGACGGAACGCGCUUCUCGCAUGACAUCACACCCAUCGUCCUGGCUGCUCACUGCCAGGAAUACGAAAUUGUCCACAUCCUGCUGACGAAGGGGGCUCGCAUUGAAAGGCCCCAUGACUAUUUCUGUAAAUGUUCAGAAUGUGUGGAGAAACAGAAGAAAGACUCCUUCAGCCACUCACGCUCCAGGAUGAAUGCAUAUAAGGCCCUGGCCAGUGCAGCUUACCUGUCGCUCAGCAGUGAAGACCCUGUGCUCACCGCCCUCGAGCUCAGCAAUGAACUGGCAAGACUGGCCAACAUUGAGACAGAAUUUAAGAAUGACUACCGUAAGCUGUCCAUGCAGUGUAAAGACUUUGUGGUGGGUGUGUUGGACCUUUGUCGGGACACAGAGGAAGUUGAGGCGAUUUUGAAUGGCGACGUGGAUCAGUGCCCGCCGAGUCCCUACAACCGUCCCUGCCUCAGCCGUGUCAAACUGGCUAUCAAGUAUGAAGUCAAGAAGGUAAGACAAAAACCGAUUAGCUCGUUAAAAAAUGUAAUGAAUUUUACAAAUUGCAUUAAUUUGCAACAUUAAAAAUUAGUGUAAAAAUUAUUCAAAGAAUUAGCAAUGCAGUAUGUAAUGCCUUUUUUGUGGGAUUAAAUUAUUUUUGCAGGAACUGU
Molecule: messenger RNA, 1730 nt
Organism: Haplochromis burtoni (Burton's mouthbrooder)
Lineage: Eukaryota; Metazoa; Chordata; Actinopteri; Cichliformes; Cichlidae
Product: short transient receptor potential channel 7
Exons: 3
Coding region: 139-1644 (501 amino acids)
Biological process (GO): regulation of cytosolic calcium ion concentration; manganese ion transport; calcium ion transmembrane transport
Cellular component (GO): cation channel complex; membrane
Molecular function (GO): store-operated calcium channel activity; inositol 1,4,5 trisphosphate binding; protein binding
Source: RefSeq, a predicted model, not a curated record